Molecule: messenger RNA, 1828 nt
Organism: Nelumbo nucifera (sacred lotus)
Lineage: Eukaryota; Viridiplantae; Streptophyta; Magnoliopsida; Proteales; Nelumbonaceae
Product: phosphatidylinositol:ceramide inositolphosphotransferase-like
Biological process (GO): ceramide biosynthetic process
Cellular component (GO): plasma membrane; trans-Golgi network; endoplasmic reticulum membrane
Molecular function (GO): sphingomyelin synthase activity; inositol phosphoceramide synthase activity; ceramide cholinephosphotransferase activity
Source: RefSeq, a predicted model, not a curated record
UUUCUUCUCUUUUUGAGUCUCGACGCAUCCUUCCUCUUCGCUUCCUAAGGGGUCGCGUAGCGGCGAUCUUUUCUUUCUUUUUCAACCGUCGAUCCGUGUUCAACCCGCGUUCGUCAAGACUCAAGACUGAGCAAGGUAGAGACAGAGUGCUGUGUGCUGAUAUAUUUUAUCAACUUUUUGCAUACAAAAAACUCGUCAACCUUCCGCCAUUGAAGCGUUUCUCUGUUCCGAUCGCGUGUUUUAUCAUUAGAUUUGAAGCUUAGACCUUCGGUUCAAGCCGAUUUCCCGCUCUGGAUUGGAGAAAAUCGUUUUAAACAGUUGGACUUUUAUCGAGAUAUUGGUUUCUAACUUUCGAUUGAGCAUCGUGGUUUGAUUCGUUUAAAAUUAUCGGACUGGUCCCUGUUAUGAUCCCUAUUCGAGUUUUAUGGUAAAGAGAGAUCUGAGGACCUUGCUUGAAUAAAAGAGGAAGAGAUCGCCUUGUGGAGGCGAUUGGGGGAUUCAAUUUUUAAUUUUCCAAGGAGAUGCUUCUGUACACUUAUUGAUCAAUUCAUCGGUUGUUUUUAAUGAUGUCUGCCUCAAACGUCUGGUUGUGAAGUAAUAUGGAACUGAUUGCAAGAUACAAAAAUGACGUUUUAUAUUGCUCGCGAGGCUUCCAAGCUAUGGAGAAGAUUUUCAAUGGAAACGUCGAUAGAACUCAAACUCCUUGCGGAGAAGUGGAAACUUCUUCUUGCUGGAUUGAUUUUUCAGUACAUCCAUGGAUUGGCUGCACGAGGAGUUCAUUAUUUACAUCGACCAGGGCCAACACUUCAGGAUGUCGGCUUUUUUCUUCUUCCAGAGCUUGGACAAGACAAGGCUUACAUCAGUGAGACUGUAUUCACCUUCAUCUUUUUAUCCUUUGUCUUGUGGACUUUUCACCCUUUCAUAUUUCACAGUAAGAAGAUCUACACUGUUUUAAUAUGGCGCAGGGUUCUAGCUUUUCUAGUUGCUUCUCAAAUUCUCCGGAUCAUCACAUUUUAUUCAACACAGCUUCCUGGGCCAAACUAUCACUGCCGUGAGGGUUCAAAACUUGCCACACUACCUCAUCCAUCCAGUGUAUUGGAAGUGCUCUUAAUUAAUUUCCCUCGGGGUGUAAUAUACGGCUGUGGCGAUUUGAUUUUUUCUUCUCAUAUGAUCUUUACUUUAGUCUUUGUGCUCACAUAUCAGAAAUAUGGCACGCGAAGGUGUGUCAAGCAGCUUGCUUGGUUUUUUGCUGUUGUUCAAAGCCUCCUCAUUAUAGCAUCCCGCAAGCAUUACACAGUCGACAUUGUUGUUGCAUGGUAUACAGUAAAUUUGGUGGUAUUCUUUAUAGAUAAGAAAUUGCCAGAACUCCCUGAUCGCAGCAAUGGAAAUGGAACUUCAUCUCCAUUGUUACCGUUGAGUACCAGAGAGAAGGAUAGCAAGACCAAAGAAGAGCAGCACAAGCUCUUGAAUGGAAAUUCUGGGGACACAGCCGAUUGGAGACAGAGAACACAAGUCAAUGGCAAGAUUGUCGAAAAUGGAAACGCUGUCCAUGCUGAGAAAGUAAUGAAUGGUACAUAGAUGAUGGCGGGGGGCACUGGGAUUACCACUGCAGUUAUGGGGAGAUGCGGCCGAGGCUUCCAGUUAAAAGCCAUGCGACCUGACCUCGACUUGCGCAGCUCAAUUGUAAUGUUGGGCCAGUGACACUGUAAAACUGAUCUGUAUUCAUCAAGGGUUGGAAGAUUAUGGUUCUUUUUCUCUUCUUUCUUAAUACUUUUGUCCCUUUCAUGUUUCAAUGUUUCAUGUUAAUGCCAUCCCUCGUCACCAUGUA